UGAUUUUGAACAAACGCGGCGGCGGGAUCGGCGCGGGCGCGGCCGCCGCCGCCGCGGCCGCCGGGAGCGGCACCGGGGGGCGCCGGCACCGGCGAGAGGCAUCGCUAGCGGAGGAAGAAGAAGAGCGCCCGCCCGCCCGUACCUGCUCCGGCCAUCACUGCCACAGCUACUAAAAUGGAGGUGGUUUCAGCAGAAGUCAACAGCUUGCUCCCUGAGGAAAUCAUGGACACCGGCAUAACUCUGGUGGAGGAUGACAGCAUCGAGGCUGUUAUCGUGUCGUCGCCGAUGGGAGGAGAGUCUAUUCCCAUGGAAACAGAACUGGAAGAAAUAGUGAACAUAAGCACCACCAGCGACUCCUCAGCCACGACCACAGCCACGGUCACCACGGAAUCAGUUCCUGCGCCCAGCAGCCACACAGGAGAUGCUGCACUGACCACCACAGCCCCAAGCCCUGAUGUGAAUGCAGCUGUAAAGCCUGCCUUUCCAGGUGGCCUCCAUAAACUUGGUGCUCAGACCCCUGUCACUAUCUCAGCUAAUCAGAUUAUUCUGAACAAGGCCACUGAUAUUAAAAUAGGCAGUCAGAGUAUUAAACCAGAUGGGCAAAAGCUGAUUGUGACAACUUUGGGCAAGUCUGGCCAGCCUAUUGUUUUAGCAUUACCCCACAGCCAGCUCCCACAGUCGCAGAAGGCCGUGUCCCAAGCCCAGGGUGGAGACUCCAAGGUACAAGGCCAGCAGAUCAAAGUUGUCAUUGGAGGUCGGUCGGAAGUGAAACCUGUUGUGGGUGUCUCAGCUUUGACACAGGGAAGUCAGCUGAUAAACACUGCGGCCCAGCCCUCUGUCUUGCAGUCCCAGCAAGUAAAAACAGUACAGAUUGCGAAGAAGACUCGAACCCCAACUUCUGGCCCGGUGAUCACCAAGCUGAUAUUUGCAAAACCAAUCAAUAGCAAAGCUGUUACAGGGCAGACCACUCAAGUGUCACCAGUCAUUUCAGGUAGGGUUUUUUCACAGUCUGCUCCAGGGACACCACCAAAGACAAUAACCAUCUCUGAGAGUGGAGUCAUUGGAUCAUCUUUGAGUACAACAACACAACAGACACCGAAUAAAAUAGCUAUCUCACCACUCAAAUCCCCCAAUAAGCAGCUAACAGUGGUGUCAGUGGCCUCCCAGCCUCCCAACUCCCCCCAGAAGACGGUGGGCGUCCCACUGAAUGUAGCGUUAGGACAGCAGAUCCUCACAGUGCAGCAGUCAGCACCCUCCUCCCCUGGGAAGGCUAUAGUCAACCACACAACCACCCAGGCUGUGAAAUCAGCAGUGCAGACCAUUACUGUAGGAGGAAUGGGUACAUCUCAAUUUAAGACAAUUAUUCCCUUGGCAACUGCACCCAAUGUUCAGCAGAUUCAGGUACCUGGAAGCAAGUUCCAUUAUGUCAGACUCGUUACUGCCACAACAGCCAGUAGUUCAACCCAGUCUGCCAGUCAAAAUCCCAGUACGAAUACUCAGCCUCUGCAACAGGCGAAGCCCGUGGUGGUGAACGCGACCCCCGUGCGUAUGUCAGUUCCCAUAGUGCCAGCACAGACUGUGAAACAGGUGGUGCCCAAACCAAUUAACUCAACUUCUCAAAUAGUCACUACCAGUCAGCCCCAACAAAGGCUUAUCAUGCCAGCCACUCCACUGCCGCAGAUCCAGCCCAACCUCACCAACCUCCCCCCGGGCACUGUGCUGGCACCAGCCCCUGGCACAGGAAAUGUUGGCUAUGCAGUCCUUCCAGCUCAGUAUGUCACACAGCUACAACAGUCAUCCUAUGUAUCCAUAGCAAGCAACACUGGCUUCACAGGGACAUCCAGUGUCCAGUCCCAGGCACGGCUGCCAUUUAAUGGAAUAAUUUCUUCUGAGUCUGCAAACCGCCCCAGGAAGCCUUGCAAUUGUACUAAAUCUCUGUGUUUGAAAUUGUAUUGUGACUGUUUUGCAAACGGUGAAUUCUGCAAUAACUGCAACUGUACAAAUUGUUAUAACAACCUGGACCAUGAAAAUGAUAGGCAAAAAGCAAUAAAGGCCUGCCUCGACAGAAACCCUGAAGCCUUCAAGCCCAAAAUAGGGAAAGGAAAGGAAGGAGAAUCGGAUCGGAGGCACAGCAAAGGGUGUAACUGUAAACGCUCGGGAUGUCUCAAAAACUACUGUGAAUGUUAUGAGGCAAAAAUCAUGUGUUCUUCCAUAUGCAAAUGCAUUGGCUGUAAAAAUUUUGAAGAAAGCCCGGAGCGAAAGACAUUGAUGCAUUUAGCCGAUGCUGCAGAGGUCAGGGUGCAGCAGCAGACUGCUGCAAAGACCAAGUUAUCUUCCCAGAUCUCAGACUUGCUGACAAGGCCAACACCAGCACUCAGCAGUGGUGGUGGGAAGCUGCCCUUUACGUUUGUCACCAAGGAGGUGGCCGAUGCAACCUGUGAAUGCCUCCUGGCACAGGCAGAGCAAGCGGAGAAGACGGGCAAGUCCAAAGCUGCAGCAGAGCGCAUGAUCCUGGAGGAGUUUGGACGCUGUCUGAUGAGGGUUAUCAGCUCUGCAGGGAAGUCCAAAGGUGACCCUUGUGCCAUGAACUGCUGACUCAUGCACAUGAGCCACAAUGAAGCGGACUGAACAGAACACUUAAGGCACAGGGACACUUUGGUUUAGCAUAAAGGAUGAAUUUAAUAAUAUUUGU
Messenger RNA from Pyrgilauda ruficollis (rufous-necked snowfinch), 2692 nucleotides. RefSeq names its product lin-54 DREAM MuvB core complex component (gene LIN54). Lineage: Eukaryota; Metazoa; Chordata; Aves; Passeriformes; Passeridae. Gene Ontology annotation, cellular component: nucleus. The transcript is spliced from 14 exons. The coding region runs from base 175 to 2595 and encodes 806 amino acids. The record is from RefSeq and is a predicted model, not a curated record. Gene Ontology annotation, biological process: regulation of DNA-templated transcription.